This is a messenger RNA of Cornus florida, 837 nucleotides long. RefSeq lists its product as uncharacterized. Lineage: Eukaryota; Viridiplantae; Streptophyta; Magnoliopsida; Cornales; Cornaceae. The coding region runs from base 1 to 837 and encodes 278 amino acids. The record is from RefSeq and is a predicted model, not a curated record. The transcript has 4 exons.
AUGGGAUUGUACUAUUACGAUGAGGAUGAUUGUAGUGAAUCGGCAUUCUUUGGUGAGACAGUGAAGGAUUGGACCUUGUAUGCAGAUGGAGGUUUACAAUUCAGGGAUUUGUUGGCUGUUUCCACAGUGAAGGUCGAGCAUCAUAGACCAGCUGGUUUGUUGCAACGAUUGUUUGUGGCGCAAUGGAAAUGGGAGCAGAUUGCUAUGGAUUUUGUGAUAGGUCUUCCUAAGUCCUGGAAGGCGAGCAUUGAAAUGGCUCCAUUUAAGGCAUUGUACAGUAGACCUUUUAGGUCUCCAAUUUGUUGGACUGAGGUGGGUGAGACAGCCGCCUUAGGGCUCGACAUAGUACUCGAGACUAAUGAGAAGAUCAAGUUGAUCAAACAGAGGUUACUCACAACUCAGAGCCGACAGAAGAGCUAUGUGGAUAAGCGGAGACGACCGUUAUCCUUUAAAGUGGGAGACCAUGUUUUUCUACGAGUUUCUCCGCGGAAGGGAUUGAUGAGAUUCUGGAAAAGUGGCAAGUUAUCACCACGAUUCAUUAGACCGUUUGAGGUUUUGGACUGUGUAGGAGAGGUUGCCUAUAGACUUGCUUUACCAACGCAGAUAGACAGGGUUCAUAACGUAUUUCACGUGUCGAUGCUACGGAAGUAUGAACCAGAUCCAUCUCAUGUUUUGGAUUGGGUUGAUGUAGAAAUUGAUGAGGAUGUCUUUUAUAAAGAAGGGCCAGUUCAGAUCCCUGACACACGGCAGAAGGUGUUAAGGGAUAAGAUGAUACCACUAGUGAAGGUUCUUUGGAGACACCACGGAAUCGAGGAAGCUACUUGGGAGCUCGAGUAG